AUGGCCUCAAAGCGCCCUCGCGCAGCCUUCGAGGCCGAUUUAUCUCACUCGCCCUAUGCUAUCUAUGGAACUCCGCUACCUCCACUGGAGGAGGGAGCGCGCGACGACGGCUCUUACCUGCCAGUCUGGAAACAAGACGUGACUGAUGAGAGAGGCCGGAAGCGAUUACACGGCGCCUUUACUGGUGGCUUCAGUGCUGGAUACUUCAAUACGGUCGGCUCUAAAGAAGGAUGGACGCCCGCGACAUUUGUCUCGUCCCGCCAGAAUCGCGCCCGGGAUGCGAAACGAACCGAGCAACGACCGGAGGAUUUUAUGGAUGAGGAGGAUCUACGAGAGCAAGAAGAAUCGUGGAAUCUCAAUACAACGGAGGGAUUCGCGGGGUUUGGAUCUACCGAGACGGAUGCCACUCGCAGGGCGGGUCUCAUGGAUCUGCUGAAAACCGGCGGAGAAACAAUGGGAGUGAAGCUACUGAAAAAGAUGGGCUGGAGAGAAGGGCAGGGCAUUGGACCUAAAGUGCGACGCAAGGCCAAUCUGGAUGAGAAUGCGGCGCCGGGUGCCUCAGAGGAGACGUACCUCUUUGCCCCGGAGAACCCGCCCAUGGUCGCUUUCAUUCGCAAGACAGACCACAAGGGCCUCGGCUUCUUGGGGGAAACGCAUUUAGAAAAGCCUAGUGGGCCCGCUCAAGAUGAGGACGAUGAUUCCGACUCAUUCUUUGGGGAUCGCCUGGCUACCAAGAAGAAAACGGUAAAGAAACCACAACGUGGAGGCUUUGGUGUCGGCAUUCUCAAUGAUACCGGGUCUGACGAUGAAGACCCCUACUCUCUGGGUCCUCAGAUCUCUUACACAAAGACUAUUGGAGGCAAAAAGAAAAAAGCGAAAGAUACAAAGCCGGCCAUUGCAUCGUCAAAUCCCUUGCUCAAUGCCAAGCCUGUCUUCAUAUCCAAAAAGAUCGCAGCUGCUCGUAGUGCGGGCGGAUUCCGAAAAUGUCGUGAUGGACGAUUACCGCUGGACGGAUUCGUUCUCGCCGACAGUCUUAUGAGUUUAUCUAUCUCCGAGAAGAAAUAUGACCCUCCGCAGGUUCCAGAGGGCUGGAAAUCUGCGAGGCAAUCCGCAGCUGAGCGCAAAUCGGAAUAUGUCUCUACGGGGGAUGCAGCCAAGGCAUCCGUUCUCAACCCGACCUCCAGAGCUGCGGUUCUGGGCGAGGAUCAACUACCGGGCAAAUCCAUUUUCGAUUGGAUGACACCAGAGGCCCGCGAGCGGAUUGCCAAGCUCACUGGGAAAACCAAUCUCCCACCUGCCAUGAGUGAAAAGGCGCCCAAGGGUUAUGAACUAUCGGAAUCCGAUCGACGGCGAGAUCUUUGGGAUCUCGUCCCGAGCUUGGACAAGCAAACUGCGGUGCAGGCCUUGACGCGAGGUGUGAGCGGGUGGAUGCCCUAUGCAGAGGAUGAGGCAAAACGCGCUCGCUACCGUACCUUCAUCGAGAUCCGGGCCGGCCUUCGCGAGACUUUACCCGACCGAGUUCCUGGAUCCAGCACGGAGGAAUGGGUGACCGAGAUGCAGGAAUUCGCCCGGGCUGCUGAGGUGUUCAAGCCCAUGUCUGGGGUAAUGGCAUCCCGGUUUACCUCGGCUUCAUCAGGGCCGAAGAUUGUCUCCGAUGCGCCAGAUUCUUCCGAUACCCCGCUCAGUCGGCCUGCUGAGAAGCCUGAUGACCCAGCUGUAGCUGCUGCCAAGAUUGGAAUGUUCGGUCAAAUGACCCGAAGUACAUACAGUUUCUUUCCGACCCGUCUUCUCUGUAAGCGGUUCAACGUCAAGCCCCCCGAUCAUGUACAGCUUGACCCCGGGGGCCGUUCGGGUGACUCUAAAGCUCCCGGUACUCGUUUUCAGUCGGGUGGCUACCAGACCGACUCCAAAACUCGGGACUUGAUUUCGCAGGAGGUCAUGGACAUGAUCAUGAUUGAAUCAGGUCGCCAGCCGGUUGCCGCGCCUAGUGCAGGCAGUGCGCCACUGGCAGCACCUGUUGUGGAGCCCGAGCACAAUGAAGCGCUCGAGGCGGAGCGGCCAGGCGAUGCUAUCUUCAAGGCGAUUUUCGGCAGCGACGACGAGGACGACGAAGAAUGA
Molecule: messenger RNA, 2118 nt
Organism: Penicillium verhagenii
Lineage: Eukaryota; Fungi; Ascomycota; Eurotiomycetes; Eurotiales; Aspergillaceae
Exons: 2
Coding region: 1-2118 (705 amino acids)
Biological process (GO): mRNA processing
Cellular component (GO): nucleus
Molecular function (GO): RNA binding
Source: RefSeq, a predicted model, not a curated record